AUGGCGGAGACCGAUCAGCCUCUCUCCCUGCUAGACGCCGUCCGCACCCAGCUCACCCUCGAUUCCGACUCUGAGAGCUCUCAGAGCACCGCUGUCAACAUCACCCAUAAGGAUGCCACGCACGAGAAUACCAAGAAGACCCCUGCCAACACUCCCCUCGACCAAAGCAUCUCAACCAAUCCCAGCAUCGUUCUCAUCGAAAACACCAACGACCACGAACCCUUCCCGGACUUCGACGAGCAGAUGUGCGAAGAGCACCGAGACAUCGAAGAGAAAUGGCAAAACGCCUUCGCCAAGGCCGCGCAGGAGGAGAUCCGCACCUACGAGAUCGAUCCGGCCAUCAAAACGCCGCCAGGCCAACCCGAGACUAAGCGCGCUGUCUUGGACAAUAUCAAAGAUGUCCUCUCCAACCCUAGACUGAGCAUGAGCACCUGCAAGCGGUUCAUUGCUCUCACCAAUAUGGUCAUCCAGCUGGACCAUAUCCUCUUCCGACGCAGCGAUGUCUUCAUGGGACCUGAUGACACUGCCGAUGCUGCUGAGAUCGUGAAGCAGAUGCUUCACUGGUUGACCUGGGCGGAUAACAUGCUGCAGGACCUGGUGGCCAUUGCCGACAAUGUCUUCGGUAUCAUGGGGUACCUUGCGGAGGAGAAUGUCUCUGUGGUUCACAAGUACCGACACAUGGCAACAGUGGCAACUACCCAUCUCCGCAAGCCACGUUUCUUGGAGCAGGUCCUUCUGUCGUUGUUCUCCGACCUGUACGAUGUCUGGAUCCACAAUCGGUUCCUCCACAUGAGCAACCGAAUGAUCCUGAAGGAGGACAACCUCGACCCGGCGUGUUUGGCGUUGACCGCGAAUCUGCAUGAGAUAUGGAUGGUGCUCUCGCGGGCAAACAAGAACUACGCUCGCUACCGAAGCUACCUGGAUGAAAUCGUCCAUGUUUAUCUCCUGCCCUUCCAGAAUAUGAUGGAGAUUCCCGAUUCGCCCGAUGAGGAGGAUGUCACUCAGGAGCGUCCACUGCUGGGUGGUAACGAGGAAGUUUGA
Messenger RNA from Penicillium daleae, 1041 nucleotides. RefSeq lists its product as uncharacterized. Lineage: Eukaryota; Fungi; Ascomycota; Eurotiomycetes; Eurotiales; Aspergillaceae. Bases 1 to 1041 code for a protein of 346 amino acids. The record is from RefSeq and is a predicted model, not a curated record. The transcript is spliced from 2 exons.